AGUGCUAAAGGAGCCCGGCGGAGGCAGCGGUGGGUUUGGGACUGAGGAGCCAGAUCUGUGGUCGCGGCUGGGAACGUACGUCGGCGCCACCAUCUUCAGCUGAAGAGGUGAUUACUCUUGGAUUCUUCUGCUUACAAUGGCGCAAAGAACUGGACUUGAAGAUCCUGAGAGAUAUCUCUUUGUGGAUAGGGCUGUCAUCUACAACCCUGCCACUCAAGCUGAUUGGACGGCUAAAAAGUUAGUUUGGAUUCCAUCAGAACGCCAUGGCUUUGAGGCAGCUAGUAUCAAAGAAGAGCGAGGAGAUGAAGUUAUGGUUGAGCUGGCUGAGAAUGGAAAGAAAGCAAUGGUCAACAAAGAUGAUAUUCAGAAGAUGAACCCACCUAAGUUUUCCAAGGUGGAGGAUAUGGCAGAAUUGACGUGCUUGAACGAAGCCUCUGUUUUACAUAAUCUGAAGGAUCGCUACUAUUCAGGGCUCAUCUAUACUUAUUCUGGACUCUUCUGUGUAGUCAUAAAUCCUUACAAAAAUCUUCCAAUUUACUCUGAGAAUAUUAUUGAAAUGUACAGAGGGAAGAAACGCCAUGAGAUGCCUCCGCACAUCUACGCCAUAUCUGAAUCUGCUUACAGAUGCAUGCUCCAAGAGAGAGAGGAUACCUCUGCAAUGUGCUAGGGUGAGUCAGGGGCUGGGAAGACAGAAAAUACGAAGAAAGUCAUCCAGUACCUUGCUCAUGUUGCUUCUUCACAUAAAGGAAGAAAGGACCACAACAUUCCUCAGGAAUCGCCUAAACCAGUGAAACACCAGGGGGAACUUGAACGGCAGCUUUUGCAAGCGAACCCAAUUCUGGAAUCAUUUGGAAAUGCGAAGACUGUGAAAAAUGAUAACUCAUCUCGUUUUGGCAAGUUUAUUCGGAUCAACUUUGAUGUAACUGGCUAUAUCGUUGGGGCCAACAUUGAAACGUACCUUCUAGAAAAGUCUCGUGCUGUUCGUCAAGCAAAAGAUGAGCGUACUUUUCAUAUCUUUUACCAGUUGUUAUCUGGAGCAGGUGAACACCUGAAGUCUGAUUUGCUCCUUGAGGGAUUUAAUAACUACAGGUUUCUCUCCAAUGGCUAUAUUCCUAUUCCGGGACAGCAAGACAAAGAUAACUUCCAGGAAACCAUGGAAGCGAUGCAUAUAAUGGGCUUCUCUCAUGAAGAAAUUUUGUCAAUGCUUAAAGUGGUAUCUUCAGUGCUUCAGUUUGGAAAUAUUUCUUUCAAAAAGGAGAGGAAUACGGAUCAAGCUUCCAUGCCAGAAAAUACAGUUGCACAGAAACUCUGCCACCUUCUUGGGAUGAAUGUGAUGGAGUUUACUCGGGCUAUACUUACCCCCCGGAUCAAGGUCGGCCGAGACUACGUGCAGAAAGCCCAGACCAAAGAACAACUGAACUCCUUCGAGCAGCUGUGCAUCAACUACACCAACGAGAAGCUGCAGCAGCUCUUCAACCACACCAUGUUCAUCCUGGAGCAGGAGGAGUACCAGCGCGAGGGCAUCGAGUGGAACUUCAUCGACUUCGGGUUAGACCUGCAGCCGUGCAUUGACUUGAUAGAGAGACCCGCUAACCCCCCUGGUGUGCUGGCCCUUUUGGAUGAAGAGUGCUGGUUCCCUAAAGCCACUGAUAAAACGUUUGUUGAAAAACUGGUUCAAGAGCAAGGUUCCCACUCCAAGUUUCAGAAACCUCGGCAACUGAAGGACAAAGCUGAUUUUUGCAUUAUACAUUAUGCGGGGAAGGUGGACUACAAGGCAGAUGAGUGGCUGAUGAAGAACAUGGACCCUCUCAAUGACAAUGUGGCCACCCUUUUGCACCAGUCCUCAGACAGAUUUGUGGCAGAGCUUUGGAAAGACGAGAUUCAGAAUAUUCAGAGAGCUUCUUUCUAUGACAGUGUUUCUGGUCUUCAUGAGCCACCAGUGGACCGUAUUGUGGGUCUGGACCAAGUCACCGGUAUGACCGAGACUGCGUUUGGCUCUGCAUAUAAAACCAAGAAGGGCAUGUUCCGUACCGUCGGACAACUCUACAAAGAGUCUCUCACCAAGCUGAUGGCCACUCUUCGGAACACCAACCCUAACUUUGUUCGCUGCAUCAUUCCGAAUCAUGAGAAGCGAGCUGGAAAACUGGACCCACAUCUAGUGCUGGAUCAGCUUCGCUGCAAUGGAGUCCUGGAGGGGAUCAGAAUCUGCCGCCAGGGCUUCCCAAACCGGAUCGUUUUCCAGGAAUUCAGACAGAGAUAUGAGAUCCUAACUCCAAAUGCUAUUCCUAAAGGAUUUAUGGAUGGCAAACAGGCUUGUGAGCGAAUGAUCCGAGCUUUAGAACUGGACCCUAACUUGUACAGGAUUGGACAGAGCAAGAUAUUUUUCAGAGCUGGUGUUUUGGCACACUUAGAGGAAGAAAGAGAUUUAAAAAUUACUGAUAUCAUCAUCUUCUUCCAGGCUGUUUGCAGAGGUUACCUAGCCAGAAAGGCCUUUGCCAAGAAGCAGCAACAGCUGAGUGCCUUGAAGGUCCUGCAGCGGAACUGUGCCGCGUACCUGAAACUGCGGCACUGGCAGUGGUGGCGCGUCUUCACGAAGGUGAAGCCUCUCCUACAAGUGACUCGCCAGGAGGAAGAGCUCCAGGCCAAAGAUGAGGAGCUGUUGAAGGUGAAGGAGAAGCAAACAAAGGUGGAAGGCGAGCUUGAGGAGAUGGAGCGGAAGCAUCAACAGCUUUUAGAAGAGAAGAAUAUCCUUGCAGAGCAACUGCAAGCAGAGACAGAGCUCUUUGCUGAAGCAGAAGAGAUGCGGGCAAGACUGGCUGCGAAGAAGCAGGAGCUGGAGGAGAUUCUGCACGACCUGGAGUCCAGGGUUGAAGAGGAGGAAGAAAGAAACCAAAUCCUCCAAAAUGAAAAGAAAAAAAUGCAGGCACAUAUUCAGGACCUAGAAGAGCAGCUGGAUGAGGAAGAAGGUGCGCGGCAGAAGCUGCAGCUGGAGAAGGUCACAGCGGAGGCCAAGAUCAAGAAGAUGGAGGAGGAGAUCCUGCUUCUGGAGGACCAGAAUUCCAAGUUUAUUAAAGAAAAGAAACUCAUGGAAGAUCGCAUUGCUGAGUGUUCUUCGCAGCUGGCUGAAGAGGAGGAAAAGGCAAAGAACUUGGCCAAAAUCAGGAACAAGCAAGAAGUGAUGAUCUCAGAUUUAGAAGAACGCUUAAAGAAGGAAGAGAAGACUCGUCAGGAACUGGAAAAGGCCAAAAGGAAACUGGACGGUGAAACUACGGACCUGCAGGACCAGAUUGCAGAGCUCCAAGCCCAGAUCGACGAGCUGAAGAUCCAGCUGGCCAAGAAGGAGGAGGAGCUUCAGGGCGCCCUGGCCAGAGGUGAUGAUGAAACACUUCAUAAGAAUAAUGCACUUAAAGUCAUGCGAGAACUACAAGCCCAAAUCGCUGAACUUCAAGAAGACUUUGAAUCUGAGAAGGCAUCACGGAACAAGGCAGAAAAACAGAAAAGGGACUUGAGUGAGGAACUGGAAGCUCUGAAAACGGAGCUGGAGGACACGCUGGACACGACUGCAGCCCAACAGGAACUCCGUACAAAACGUGAGCAGGAAGUGGCUGAGCUGAAGAAGGCUCUUGAGGAAGAAACUAAGAACCAUGAGGUGCAAAUCCAGGACAUGAGGCAGAGACACGCCACGGCCCUGGAGGAGCUCUCCGAGCAGCUGGAGCAGGCGAAACGGUUCAAAGCAAAUCUGGAGAAGAAUAAACAGGGCCUGGAGACAGAUAACAAGGAGCUGGCCUGUGAGGUGAAGGUCCUGCAGCAGGUCAAGGCCGAAUCUGAACACAAGAGGAAGAAACUUGAUGCCCAGGUCCAGGAGCUCCACGCCAAAGUCUCAGAAGGAGACAGAUUAAGGGUGGAACUGGCUGAGAAAGCAAAUAAGUUACAGGUAAGCCCAGAAAAUCUUUACUCUGGACAUACCCCUAGAAGUGUAUGGGUGACGAAGGAGUUUGAAGCAAUAUUUGUUGACCUUUUUUAAAAAAACAAACAGGAGCUUCUUCAGGAGGAAACACGCCAAAAACUGAACCUGAGCAGUCGGAUCCGGCAGCUGGAGGAGGAGAAGAACGGUCUGCAGGAGCAGCAGGAGGAGGAGGAGGAGGCCCGGAAGAAUCUGGAGAAGCAGGUGUUAGCCCUGCAGUCCCAGUUGACUGAUACCAAGAAGAGGGUAGAUGAUGACUUGGGAACAAUUGAAAGUUUGGAAGAAGCCAAAAAGAAGCUUCUCAAAGACGUGGAGGCACUGAGCCAGCGUCUGGAGGAGAAGGCUUUGGCUUAUGACAAGCUGGAGAAGACCAAGAACCGCCUGCAGCAGGAGCUGGAUGACCUGACGGUCGACCUGGACCACCAGCGCCAGAGCGUCUCCAACUUGGAGAAGAAGCAGAAGAAGUUCGACCAGCUGUUAGCAGAGGAGAAGAACAUCUCUGCUCGCUAUGCAGAGGAGCGGGACCGUGCGGAAGCAGAGGCCCGGGAGAAGGAGACCAAGGCCCUGUCCCUGGCCCGGGCUCUCGAGGAAGCCCUGGAGGCCAAGGAAGAGUUUGAGCGGCAGAGCAAGCAGCUGCGUGCGGACAUGGAGGACCUGAUCAGCUCCAAGGACGAUGUGGGCAAGAACGUUCAUGAACUUGAAAAAUCCAAACGGGCCCUAGAGCAGCAGGUGGAGGAAAUGAGGACCCAACUGGAGGAGCUGGAAGAUGAGCUUCAGGCUACAGAAGAUGCCAAGCUUCGCCUGGAGGUCAACAUGCAGGCCAUGAAGGCCCAGUUUGAGAGGGACCUGCAGACCAGAGACGAGCAGAAUGAGGAGAAGAAGAGGCUGCUGAUUAAGCAGGUCCGGGAGCUGGAGGCAGAGCUGGAGGAUGAGCGUAAACAGCGGGCUCUUGCUGUUGCGUCAAAGAAGAAAAUGGAAAUCGACCUGAAAGACCUUGAAGCCCAAAUCGAGGCUGCGAACAAAGCUCGAGAUGAAGUGAUCAAGCAGCUUCGCAAACUGCAGGCUCAGAUGAAAGAUUACCAACGUGAAUUAGAAGAAGCUCGUGCCUCCCGGGAUGAGAUUUUUGCUCAAUCCAAAGAGAGCGAGAAGAAAUUGAAGAGUCUGGAAGCAGAAAUACUUCAGUUGCAGGAGGAACUUGCCUCAUCCGAGCGUGCCCGCCGACAUGCCGAGCAGGAAAGGGAUGAGCUGGCCGAUGAGAUCGCCAACAGUGCUUCUGGCAAGUCCGCACUGCUGGACGAGAAGCGGCGCCUGGAGGCCCGGAUCGCACAGCUGGAGGAGGAGCUGGAAGAGGAGCAGAGCAACAUGGAACUGCUCAAUGAUCGUUUCCGCAAGACAACUCUGCAGGUGGACACACUCAACGCAGAGCUGGCGGCCGAGCGCAGUGCUGCCCAGAAGAGUGACAAUGCGCGCCAGCAGCUGGAGCGGCAGAACAAGGAGCUAAAGGCCAAGCUGCAGGAGCUGGAGGGUGCUGUCAAGUCCAAGUUCAAGGCCACCAUCUCAGCCCUGGAAGCCAAGAUAGGGCAGCUGGAGGAACAGCUGGAGCAGGAAGCCAAGGAACGAGCCGCCGCCAAUAAACUAGUGCGUCGUACCGAGAAGAAGCUAAAGGAAAUCUUCAUGCAGGUUGAAGAUGAGCGUCGGCAUGCAGAUCAGUAUAAAGAACAGAUGGAGAAGGCCAAUGCCAGGAUGAAGCAGCUUAAACGUCAGUUGGAGGAAGCAGAAGAAGAAGCUACACGUGCCAACGCAUCUCGGCGUAAACUCCAGCGGGAACUGGACGAUGCCACCGAGGCCAACGAGGGCCUGAGCCGCGAAGUCAGCACCCUCAAGAACCGGUUGAGGAUCUGA
Messenger RNA from Orycteropus afer afer, 5866 nucleotides. The record is from RefSeq and is a predicted model, not a curated record. NCBI's taxonomy places the organism in Eukaryota, Metazoa, Chordata, Mammalia, Tubulidentata, Orycteropodidae.